UGAUCUGGUCGCUGAGGCAGCGUAAGAAUAAAGUGAGCAGCUGCACCUUUACCAAAGCAACCACCUGCGUUCCUCCUCUCCUCUGGAAUGGACAAUGGGAUGGUCUCUGGCUUUAUCAUGAUCAAGAACUUCUUCCUCUUCUGCGUUUCCAUGAGUUUAGCCAGCCACUUCGGCUUCUCGCAAACACCAACAGCAUCGGGAAAAGAGGACACCAAUGAUAACAUCACUAUAUUCACCAGGAUCUUGGACGGUCUGCUGGACGGCUACGACAACCGACUGCGCCCAGGACUGGGAGAGAGAAUAACUCAGGUGAAAACAGACAUCUAUGUUACCAGUUUUGGUCCUGUGUCAGACACAGAAAUGGAAUAUACCAUUGAUGUUUUUUUCCGACAAAGCUGGAAAGACGAAAGGCUGCGAUUCAAAGGGCCUAUGCAACGCCUCCCUCUUAACAACUUGCUCGCCAGCAAGAUUUGGACCCCGGACACUUUUUUCCACAAUGGCAAGAAGUCUAUUGCUCACAACAUGACAACCCCAAACAAACUUCUGCGCCUGGAGGAUGAUGGCACUCUGCUGUAUACCAUGAGACUGACCAUCUCUGCUGAAUGUCCCAUGCAGCUUGAAGAUUUCCCCAUGGAUGCACAUGCUUGCCCAUUAAAAUUUGGAAGCUAUGCUUACCCCAAUUCUGAAGUGAUCUAUGUGUGGACUAAUAGCACCACAACGUCUGUUGUGGUGGCCGAAGACGGCUCACGACUUAACCAGUACCACCUGAUGGGACAAACUGUAGGAACUGAAAACAUCAGUACCAGUACAGGUGAAUAUACUAUUAUGACAGCCCAUUUUCAUCUGAAAAGAAAAAUUGGUUAUUUUGUCAUCCAGACGUACCUUCCUUGCAUUAUGACUGUGAUCUUAUCGCAAGUGUCGUUUUGGCUAAACAGAGAAUCUGUCCCUGCUAGGACUGUCUUUGGAGUAACAACAGUCCUCACCAUGACCACCUUAAGUAUCAGUGCCCGUAACUCUUUGCCAAAAGUGGCCUACGCUACUGCAAUGGACUGGUUUAUAGCUGUCUGCUAUGCCUUUGUAUUUUCCGCAUUGAUUGAAUUUGCAACAGUCAACUAUUUCACCAAGAGGAGUUGGGCAUGGGAUGGCAAAAAAGCCCUGGAAGCUGCUAAAAUCAAGAAAAAAGAGCGCGAGUUGCUGGCAACUAAAUCAACUAAUACUUACAGCACUGGGAAGAUGACCCCCGCACCAAACAUGCCAAAGGACUCAGCCCCAUCUGUCAUCUCGAACACUGCAUCUGCUCCAGUGAAGUCUGCAGAAGAAAAGCCCGCUGAAAGCAAAAAGACUUACAACAGCAUCAGUAAGAUUGACAAAAUGUCCCGGAUAAUUUUUCCAGUGCUGUUUGGAACUUUUAACUUAGUUUACUGGGCCACAUAUUUGAAUAGGGAGCCUGUUAUUAAAGGUGCCAAUUCUCCAAAAUAAACUGAAGGACUCUAAAGCCACAUGUGAGCCAUACUUACAAAGCAGAUGCUACCAAGGAAAAUUUGAGAUCCAGACGACUUUCUACAUUUGGGCAAUAUUCUUCAGGAAGUUUUUUGCAUGUUUAAUAAUAUGUACAAAUAAUAUUGCCUUGAUUGUUUCUACAUGUAACCUCAGAUG
This is a messenger RNA of Gymnogyps californianus (California condor), 1656 nucleotides long. RefSeq names its product gamma-aminobutyric acid type A receptor subunit alpha5 (gene GABRA5). Bases 88 to 1479 code for a protein of 463 amino acids. Gene Ontology annotation, molecular function: GABA-gated chloride ion channel activity; inhibitory extracellular ligand-gated monoatomic ion channel activity; transmitter-gated monoatomic ion channel activity involved in regulation of postsynaptic membrane potential. The transcript has 10 exons. Gene Ontology annotation, cellular component: postsynapse; neuron projection; synapse. The record is from RefSeq and is a predicted model, not a curated record. Gene Ontology annotation, biological process: regulation of postsynaptic membrane potential; nervous system process; chloride transport. Lineage: Eukaryota; Metazoa; Chordata; Aves; Accipitriformes; Cathartidae.